Knipowitschia caucasica is the source of this 306-nucleotide messenger RNA. NCBI's taxonomy places the organism in Eukaryota, Metazoa, Chordata, Actinopteri, Gobiiformes, Gobiidae. The record is from the annotation of a GenBank genome assembly.
AUGCCACAUGAGAUGACAGAUGAGAUGCCACAUGAGACAACAGUAGAGAUGCCACAUGAGACGACAGUUGAGAUGCCACAUGAGACGACAGUUGAGAUGCCACAUAACACGAUAGUUGAGAUGCCACAUGAGAUGACAGAUGAGAUGCCACAUCAGACGACAGUUGAGAUGCCACAUAAGACGACAGUUGAGAUGCCACAUGAGACGACAGUUGAGAUGCCACAUAAGACGACAGUUGAGAUGCCACUGAGACGACAGUUGAGAUGCCACAUGAGACGACAGUUGAGAUGCCACAUGAGACGAUAG